Messenger RNA from Culex quinquefasciatus (southern house mosquito), 6975 nucleotides. RefSeq names its product serine/threonine-protein phosphatase 6 regulatory ankyrin repeat subunit B (gene nompC). Gene Ontology annotation, molecular function: protein binding; calcium channel activity. NCBI's taxonomy places the organism in Eukaryota, Metazoa, Arthropoda, Insecta, Diptera, Culicidae. The record is from RefSeq and is a predicted model, not a curated record. Gene Ontology annotation, cellular component: glycosylphosphatidylinositol-N-acetylglucosaminyltransferase (GPI-GnT) complex; membrane. Gene Ontology annotation, biological process: GPI anchor biosynthetic process; calcium ion transmembrane transport.
CCGAGUUGGACGGUUCAGGUUUUGCGCGGUUCUCCCCACAGUGGUUACACUGCUCUGGACCCGGUUGGCUGGAAGGUAUCCCCUGGAAGGAUAGUGCCGUCUCGUUUCUGUGGACCUGAAGAAGUUGGGGGGUCCUACUCGCGUAGUCGCGGUUGUACAUAAGGAACGGAAUCGACGUAACACAGUACAUAAGAGCCGUGAGGAUUCCGUGAGGUGCCGUGAUUUUGGUUGUUACAUAAGGACCGCGUCCAUUGACUGCAGCAGGCAGCUCCGGCAGUAGUGUUGUGGGGGCAGCAGAGGCAGUAGUAGUUGUGUGGAAGAACAAGGAGCGGGACUGGGCCAGCAGAACCCGUCCGAAGGAACAGAAACAUAAUAAUCACAUGACACGAAGCACUGGGUAGUGUUCGGUCUAGUGGUGGUGGUCAAGAAAAAGGAGUUCAAGUAGCGGGCCGAAAGUGUGUUAAUGAGAUGUUCGCGCGGACCUACCAUGAGCAGUUCUCGACGGCAGUGUGGCCAUUUCAGUAGAGAUUGUGCAAGAGAAUGGUCGUGUUCGUCGACUUUUCCUUCCAGAACCCAAAGGAUUGGGGGAAGAAAAUCAGCACAGCAGUUAAGUGUGUUGAGAAAUUGAUUUUUGCUGCUGCAAAGUUGUUUUGUAAAUAGUGUCUGUAAAUAGUUCCAGUUGAAAACAAUCUUCGUAGAUCAGUGCCGCGUGGAUUUGGCAAACUCAGAGCCCUUUAAGGAUAGCUGUGUUGUGCCGUGUGGGUUGUUGGAAGCAUCGAUUUUUCAUGUGCCGUGGAUUGAUUUUUACUGCAACCUAGAAAACAAAAAAACGGGAAAACAACCGAAAACUCAGUUUUCCCUGAGUGGAUUCGCGCAAUGGAAGCAAUACCGAUGAUGUCCUCCGACAGUGUAGAUAGUUAUGGUCACCUCGAGGAAGCAUGGUGAAAGUGACCUGCCGUAAAGAUAACCGGUGCUAGAGGAAGAAUCGUUCACAAGAACUAUGGAUAAGUCGAAGAAGCCCCCGCCAACGGCGGGUGGCACCGCAGGAGGAACCGGUGCUCCGGGUGGCAAGAAACCCGGCGGACCCGGAGCGGCUGGCAAGGGGCCACCGAAAAGCACCAGUGAUAGUGACGCACCGGGAGCCACCACCAAGGCAGAAGCGGAUUCCGGUGCUGGUGCGGCCGCCUCAGGCAGCACCAAGGAGGACGCCACUUCCGCUGGUGCAAAUGGCGACAAAAAAACGGAUAAGGCUGACCCUGAGCAACCGUCGCAGCCAUCGAAGCCCGGCAGUGCCGGGGCGACGGUCCGCGACGGUGCCCAGAAAGUGCUUACCCUGGCCAUGAAGAGCGAGUGGGCUCCCGUUGAAGCUGUGCUGAAAGGCUUGGAGAAGGCGGUGGCGGCCGGCGGUGACGAUGCCAACCUGACCCCGCUCGCAGGGGUGAUGGAUCCGGCCACCGGAAUGACACCACUAAUGUAUGCCGUCAAGGAUAACCGGACACCAAUCUUAGAUAGGCUUAUAGAACUUGGAUCUGAUGUCGGAGCUAGAAAUAACGACAAUUACAAUGUGAUACAUAUUGCUUCCAUGUUCUCUAGAGAGGAUGUAGUUAAAUUACUUUUAAAUAAGCGUGGCGUCGACCCAUACUCGAUGGGAGGGUCACGGCAACAAACGGCUGUUCACUUGGUAGCUAGUAGACAAACCGGCACUGCAACCGCCAUUUUACGGGCUCUGUUGACGGCGGCCGGUAAGGAUAUUCGAGCAAAGACUGACGGUAAAGGCAAAAUACCACUCCUGCUUGCUGUCGAGGCUGGUAACCAGUCUAUGUGCAGGGAGCUCCUUUCGGCACAAACGGCAGAUCAACUGAAGGCCACGACCAACAAUGGUGACACGGCACUGCACCUGGCCGCCCGACGGAAAGACGUCGAGAUGGCCCGGAUCCUGGUCGAUUACGGUGCCAAUGUGGAUCUCCAGAACGGCGACGGACAGACGGCGCUGCAUAUAGCGGCGGCCGAAGGCGACGAGGCGAUGGUCAAGUACUUCUACACCGUGCGUGCGUCCGCGUCCAUAAUCGAUAAUCAAGAUCGAACCCCGAUGCAUCUCGCGGCGGAGAACGGUCACGCGUCAAUCAUCGAAAUCCUAGCGGACAAAUUCCGCGCCAGCAUCUACGAGCGUACAAAGGACGGAAGUACGCUGAUGCACAUCGCUUCGUUGAACGGCCACGCCGAGUGCGCGACGACGCUGUUCAAGAAGGGCGUCUACCUGCACAUGCCGAACAAGGGAGGCGCCCGGUCGAUCCACACCGCGGCCAAGUACGGCCACGUGGGCAUCAUCAGCACCCUGCUGAACAAGGGCGAGCGGGUGGACGUGCCCACCAAUGAUAACUACACUGCCCUCCACAUAGCUGUUCAAUCCGCCAAGCCGGCGGUCGUCGAGACGUUGUUGGGGUUUGGUGCCGAGGUGCACGUCCGAGGAGGCAAGCUGCGCGAAACGCCCCUGCACAUUGCGGCCCGCGUCAAGGACGGAGACCGGUGCGCGCUGAUGUUGCUCAAGUCCGGUGCCGGGGCGAACAAGACGACGGACGACGGGCAGACGCCGGUGCACGUGGCGGCCAAGUACGGGAACGUGCUGACGAUGGACCAACUGCUGGAGGAUAACGGCGAUCCGUUGGUCAAGUCGAAAAUUGGUGAGACUCCACUGCACCUGGGUACGCGGAACUGUCAUCCGGAGAUUGUGCGACAUCUGAUAGACUUUGUGCUGGAGAAGCAUGGCAAGGAGGUUCUGCGCAACUAUCUGAACUUUACGAACGAAGACGGGGCGACGGCGAUGCACUACGCGUGUCAGAUCACAAAGGACCAGGUGAAGACGCCGAACGCGGACCGAGAAAUCGUGAAGAUGCUGCUGGAGAACGGUGCCGACGUGACACUGUCGACGAGGUCCACCCUGGAAACAUGUUUUCACGUGGUGUCCGUGGUUGGCAACAACGAUGUCCUGUCGGAGAUGAUAGCCCACCUUUCGACUACGGAUAUCCAGAAAGCGAUGAAUCGGCAGUCAUCGGUUGGGUGGACAGCGUUGUUGAUCGCGUGUAACCGAGGUCAUAUGGAUCUGGUCAAUACACUGCUGGCCAACCACGCUAGGGUGGAUGUGUUCGAUAACGAGGGACGCUCGGCGUUGCACCUGGCCGCGGAGCACGGCUACCUACAAGUCUGUGAUGCACUCAUUACCAAUAAGGCGUUUAUUAAUUCUAAAUCACGUAACGGCCGAACGGCGCUCCAUCUGGCCGCGAUGAACGGGUACACGGAGCUGGUCAAGUUCCUCAUUCGAGAUCACGCCGCCGUCGUAGACAUUCUGACGCUGCGAAAGCAAACCCCACUUCAUUUGGCCGCGGCCAGUGGCCAGAUGAACGUAUGUAAACUACUUCUAGAACUUGGUGCCAAUAUCGACGCGACGGAUGACGUUGGCCAGAAGCCGAUACACGUGGCCGCCCAAAACAAUUACUCCGAAGUUGCCAAAUUAUUCCUCCAGCAGCACCCGAACUUGGUGAUGGCCACCAGCAAGGACGGCAAUACCUGCGCCCACAUUGCCGCGAUGCAGGGCUCCGUCAAGGUGAUAGAGGAGCUGAUGAAAUUCGAUCGGAACGGUGUCAUCUCCACGAGAAACAAGCUGACCGACUCGACGCCCCUUCAACUUGCUGCCGAGGGUGGCCACGCCGACGUCGUGAAGGUCCUUGUCCGUGCCGGGGGAUCCUGUACCGACGAAAACAAGUCAGGCUUCACCGCCGUCCACAUGGCGGCAAAAAACGGCCACGGCCAGGUGCUGGAGGUGAUGCGGAGCACUAAUUCGCUAAGGGUGUCCAGUAAAAAAUUGGGUUUAACGCCGUUGCACGUUGCCGCUUACUACGGUCAGGCCGACACCGUGAGAGAGCUGCUCAUAAACGUUCCCGCAACGGUUAAAUCUGAUUCUCCAUCUGGCACAUCAUUAGUACCCGAAUUAGGGAACGAGUCCGGGCUGACUCCGCUGCAUCUGGCGGCGUACUCCGGCAACGAGAACGUCGUCCGAUUGCUGCUCAACUCCGCCGGUGUUCAGGUCGACGCUGCGACGACCGAAAACGGUUACAAUCCCCUGCAUUUAGCAUGCUUCGGUGGCCACGUGCCAAUUGUGGGCCUGCUGCUGAGUCGAUCGGCCGAACUGCUGCACAGCGUGGACCGGCACGGUAAGACCGGCCUUCACAUCGCUGCUAUGCACGGCCAUUACCAGAUGGUGGAGGUGCUGCUCGGCCAGGGUUCGGAGAUCAACGCCUCCGACAAGAACGGCUGGACGCCGCUGCACUGCACUGCCAAAGCCGGCCAUCUGGAUGUCGUGAAGCUGCUGGUGGAAGCCGGCGGUUCGCCCAAGUCCGAAACCAACUACGGCUGUGCGCCGAUCUGGUUCGCGGCAGCCGAGGGCCACAACGACGUGCUCCGCUAUCUGAUGCACCGGGAGCACGACACCUACGCACUCAUGGAGGACAAACGGUUCGUGUACAAUCUGAUGAUCGUGUCGAAAAAUCACAACAACAAGCCGAUCGAGGAGUUUGUUCUGGUUUCACCCGCCCCCGUCGAUACUGCCGCAAAGUUGUCAAACAUUUUUAUAGUAUUAUCCACUAAGGAAAAGGAACGAGCCAAAGAUCUGAUCUCUGCGGGCAAGCAGUGCGAAACGAUGGCUACCGAGCUGCUGGCGCUGGCCGCAGGUGCAGACUCGGCAGGUCGUAUUCUAACUGCCACAGAUCGGCGCAACAUGGAGUUCCUGGACGUGCUGAUCGAGAACGAGCAGAAGGAGGUGAUUGCCCACACGGUGGUCCAAAGAUAUCUGCAGGAACUCUGGCGCGGCACGCUCAACUGGACGGCGUGGCGAAUAAUGCUGCUGUUUGUGGGCUUUAUCGUGUGCCCCCCGGUGUGGAUCAUCUUCACGUUGCCCCUGGGCCACAACUACUACAAGGUGCCGAUCAUCAAGUUCAUGUCCUACCUGACCUCGCACAUCUACCUAAUGAUCCAUCUGAUGAUCGUGGGCAUCACUCCAAUCUACCCGGUGGUCCGGGCCAGCCUCCUGCCGUACUGGUACGAGUGGGGUCUGCUGGUGUGGCUCAGCGGGUUGCUCCUGUUCGAGCUGACAAAUCCGAGUGACAAGUCCGGUCUCGGAAGUAUCAAGGUGCUGGUGUUGCUGUUCGGCGUGAUCGGCGUCGGGGUGCACGUGUCCGGCAUGCUGUACGUCCAAAAGACGUACUGGCCAACGCUGCUGUACUGCCGGAAUCAGCUGUUUGCGCUGUCUUUCCUACUGGCUUGCGUCCAGAUUCUGGACUUUCUCUCCUUCCAUCAUCUGUUCGGGCCGUGGGCCAUCAUCAUCGGGGAUCUGCUGAAGGAUCUGGCCCGGUUUCUUGCCGUGCUGGCCAUCUUCGUGUUUGGCUUCUCGAUGCACAUCGUGGCCCUCAAUCAGUCCUUUCACAAUCUCAGCCAGGACGAGGUGCGGCGGUUACCACUGGCUACGAGGAACAAGGAGGUGUUCAGUGAUGUGCGCAUGAAUCCGAUUCUGUCCUUUGAGCUGCUCUUUUUCGCUGUAUUUGGUCAAACCACCACCGAUCAAACACAAAUUGAUAAAAUGACACCGAAUACGCAACGAACGCAACCGUAUUGGACCGAGUACUUGUUCAAAAUUGUCUUCGGCAUCUACAUGUUGGUAUCAGUUGUUGUACUUAUCAAUCUGCUCAUUGCUAUGAUGUCAGAUACAUACCAGAGAAUUCAGGCACAAUCGGACAUCGAGUGGAAGUACGGUCUGUCGAAGCUGAUCAGGAACAUGCACCGGACGUCAACGGCGCCGUCGCCGAUGAACCUGGUGACGACGUGGUUCGUGUGGAUAGUGGAAAAGAUAAGGGCCAAGCUGGUGAAAAAGAAGCGACCGUCGCUGGUGCAGAUGAUGAACCUCCACCGGGGCCAGCAAAGUCCCCGCUCGAAAGCCGGUGCGAAAUGGUUGUCGAAAGUGAAGAAAGGUCAGGUGGCUCCAAAAGAUUCUACCGCCAUGUCCGCUAUGCACCUGUCUCCUCUCGGCUCGCAAGUCAGUUUCGCCACUGUCAAUACGACCCGGAUCGAGAACGUCGCCGACUGGGUGGAAAUCUCCAAGAAGUACCGGGCGCUGGUCGGAAUCGACUCCGAGGACGGCGGCUCGAUGAAGGACUCCGAAGGGGACAACCACUCGAUCGUGGCCGGGUCGCAGGUCAACGUGCAGGCCGGUGGCGGGGGCCAGAUGGGCAACAACGUGAACGCCAACCAGGUCUAGGCAGGCCAUGAGUUUGCAGGCUAGGGUCACCCACAGUAGGAACUCGAGAGUUUGACAUUUUAUGGUUGUGUAAGCGAAGCGAACUGUCAAACUAGCGGGGUCUUGCGGCAUUUUCUACCUGAUCGUGGCGGAUGGUUUUGAAGCAUUUUUGACAGUUUGCUUACACUGAACUGUCAGAAAAUGCUCAAAAUUACCUGCUACGCAGAGGUACCUCAAAGCAUCAAUCAUUCGAAAAUCAUGUAAAAACAUUUGUAAAUAAAACUCCAAAGUUUCGUUUCAUUAAUCUCGCGCAACUAGCGUUAGGUCGAACUUUUCGGACUCAGAGCAGGAGAGUAAAUGUCAAUUCUGUGACGAAAUUAUCUUGUCACCAGGGCAGACAGACAGGGGAAUUGUAGAAAAUCGUGUCGUUUUUUGGAUGCUGUUUCUAAAUUGAGUAGGCUAGUUAGAUGCAAAUUAAAGCAAAAUCGAAAACGCUUUCCGCUCUCUUGGGAGCGCGUUGUUCACAGCUAGGCAAAUUGGAACAAAUUAAUUUAGAGUGCGUAUUUUUCUUUGUAAAUAUACAGCGAAGCGUGAGGUUGGCUCGUGGGAGAAAUUUGUAAAAAGAAAAACCUUUGUACAUUUGGAAGAUCAAGAUGAAAAUAAUAUAUUUUACAAUGAUGAAAACAUUUAAA